AUGGGAAACAAUGGAUAUACAGCCUUGGUGUUCGGAGCCUCGGGGAUCUCAGGCUGGGCUAUCAUGCGCCAGUGCCUAGGCCAUACUUCCUCCGAUUCGUCCAACACCUUCUCUCGGGUCAUCGGUCUGACGAACCGACCAUUGAGUAAGGAAGCCUCUCUGCUGAACGCGGAAGAUGAAAGAUGGGAGCUACACAGUGGCAUAGACCUUGAGGAAGACGUGGAUGCUGUAGCCGAGAAACUCAAAGUGAUUCAGGACGUCGAUCAAGUCACCCAUGUGUACUUCACUUCGUACACCGCCCACGGCAGCGACUACCAAACCCUCAAACGUGCCAACGUUGCCAUCCUUUCCAACGCCCUUCGAGCGGUGGAAAAGACAUGCCCUAGCCUUGUAUUUUGGACCCUCCAGACCGGCGGAAAGGCAUACGGUGUAGAGUUCUUGGACAAGGGCAUCAAGUACGAACCCCCUCUGGAAGAGUCUGCGCCCCGCAUCCCUGAACCGUGGGCCUCCAAUGUCUUCUACUACGCUCAAUAUGAUACCAUCAAGCAAUUGAGUGAGGACAAGAAGUGGACAUUCUGUGAGAUCAGACCGGAUGCUAUUAUCGGGUUCGUGCCGCAGAACAAUGCUAUGAACCUAGCGCACGCGAUUGGGCUUUGGUUAGCUAUGGUCAGAAGUCUUGAAGGGACGGGAACGGAGGUGGUCUUUCCAGGGGACGAGAAGGCAUUCAAGGCGCUGCAUACGGAUACAUCGCAGGACGUACUUGCGCAAUUCCACAUCUACGCCUCCCUUCAUCCUGAGGCCGUUUCGAGGAAGGCAUUCAACAUCGCGGACGGGGAAGUUGUGACAUGGGAACAAGUCUGGCCUAGUAUUUGCCACUGGUUUGGCCUGAAAGGCGUUGGACCGGAUCCUUCAAAGAAGACUGGGGCGGAGUGGGUGCAAGACCGAAAGGGACAAUGGGGGAAGUGGGUCAAGGAGAACGGGCUAAAAGUGGGAGCGCUGGAAGCUACGAGUUGGGAUUUCAUGUCGGCGAUCAUGGGUGCGAUCACGUUCGAUCGGCAGUAUGAUUUGAGUGCUUGUCGGGCAGUGGGCUUUCAGGAGAAGAUGGAGACUGUUGAAGGGUACACUAGAGCAUUUGAGAGGAUGAGGGUGGCGAAGAUCAUACCUUCGGAAUGA
Molecule: messenger RNA, 1173 nt
Organism: Letharia columbiana
Lineage: Eukaryota; Fungi; Ascomycota; Lecanoromycetes; Lecanorales; Parmeliaceae
Exons: 3
Coding region: 1-1173 (390 amino acids)
Source: RefSeq, a predicted model, not a curated record